AUGGCUUUCUCAAGUAUAAUUUCUAGUGCUCUGGUCCAGAUUGUUCUUUUUAGCAGUAUCAUAUCUGCAACUUCUGGAGAUACUAUAUCAAUUCAGUUUUCAAAGUCACUUGCGAUCAACUCGACAGACGACUAUCUGAUUCCAUUGGCCAUUGGAACUCCGCCUCAAACUAUAUAUCUCAAUCCAUCUACAAAUACAGAUGACUCUUUUGCUAUUUCUCCAAAAGCUUGUACACCAACAGGCAACGCCACGGCCCUGGCAGGUUGUGUCAAAUACCGCGGGGGGGUAUUCUUAUCCAAAGACUCUUCAUCUUAUACAGCUACAGGGAACGUGUUUACAUGGGAGGACGACCAAUAUGUUCUCUUUGUGGACGGGAGUCAGGGAAAAGAUACAGUUGCCUUGUUGGACGAUGGAGAUGAUAUUUCGAUGAAGGAAUUUCCAUUCGGGUUGAUCGACACUUGUAAUAUGACUUCAGGGUUUAUAGGACUUGGGCCUGAUUCGACACUAUUAAAACGGCUUGUGAAGGACGGCCAGAUUGGCACUCGCUCUUACGGUAUCCAUGUUGGUAUCGAUAUUGAGAAUCAUGCAUAUUCUAUCAUAGACCCAACAUUCGACGAAUCGGGUGGAGAAUCACAUAAAUCAGAAAACCAUAACUCUGAUGCGGGGAAGACCAAACGUGGUGCGAGUAAUACUACUAGCAUUACCGGGGAGGUGCACUCAUUUCCGGGUUGUUUGACGUUGGGCGGGUACGACAAAACAAAGAUCGAUAACAGAACCGAGUCACUUAAGGCACCGACGACUAGCGAUGGAAAAGUGGAAUUGGAAUUGAAAAGCUUAGUUCUUCUCAACCAAGACACAGCUGGUGACUCAUCACAUGAUAUAUUCAACGCAACUAGAAAAGUGAUCAUUGACUCUAGCACACCUUAUAUCUACCUCCCUAAAGCAACUGCAAAACUGCUGUCUGAUGCUUUAGGAGCAACAUAUGGGGAGCCCUUACAGGAUUUCUUUUAUGGAGCUUCUGCCGACAAAUAUAUUGGGAACAUUACGUUCACACUUCAAGUGUCUGGUGGAGGAAGCAGUAUUGAUAUAGUGGUUCCUCCAAGUGCGCUCUACCAAAACAUCGCUGCACUACGAGAUUAUAUUCCUGUGGGAAACGACAUAUAUGAUCAUUAUUUGCCCAUCAAGACGUUCGAUGAUUCAUCGAAACAGCCAAUUGUUCUGGGUCGAACGUUUUUGAAAGCUGCAUACCUAUUUGUGAACCAUGACUCGGGAAUUUUCCAACUUUCUCAAGUCUCUUACACAAAUGAAAAACCCGAUAUCGUUGCAGCCACAGCAUUAUCAAGUGAUGAAUCAACAGAUGGCCAAGGCGUCGUGGAUGAUAACGUAGAUUCUUCAACGGAUGGUAAAAAGAAAGGGCCUCCAAUAGUCUUCAUUGCAGCAGCAGCUGGUGCUGCAGGGAUUUUCUUUGCUCUUGGAAUAAUCUUUAUUCUUUGGCGUCGUAAACAGUCCACCAACCCCUCCCAGUCUACCAUGCAACCUAUCCCCUCAUCGACAACAGUAAACGAUUAUCGUGGAAACGAAUCGGACGGCAAUGGUCAUUCUGGGAUGCCAAUGAUGAAUCUUUCACAGAUCAGAGAUCCAGAUGAAAAGCAUCCACUUGGCCCUGGACACCAUGGAGGCCAGGACUGGGGUGUCUGGGAACAGCAGAAGGAUGGAAGUGGCGGAUAUUACACUCCACACCCAUUGGCACUGGGUGGUACACAUUAUCACGAGAUGGAAAGUGAUUAUGUCGGCAUGGCAACCAGCCCGAGCCAAGGGUAUCCUCCACAAUGGGCAGAGCUCCCUACCUCGCCGCCACCUGUAGCUUUCUCAGAACAACCAGAACAUUCUCAACACCCUGCUUUCUCGAACCAGAGUACAACUACCGGUCCGUAUGGCAAACCGUAUCAGCCUGGACCUGAAAUGCGGUACGAGGUGAUGUAG
Molecule: messenger RNA, 1983 nt
Organism: Morchella importuna
Lineage: Eukaryota; Fungi; Ascomycota; Pezizomycetes; Pezizales; Morchellaceae
Exons: 3
Coding region: 1-1983 (660 amino acids)
Biological process (GO): proteolysis
Cellular component (GO): fungal-type vacuole
Molecular function (GO): aspartic-type endopeptidase activity
Source: RefSeq, a predicted model, not a curated record